Messenger RNA from Juglans regia (Persian walnut), 1599 nucleotides. Its product is annotated as probable arabinosyltransferase ARAD1. Gene Ontology annotation, molecular function: glycosyltransferase activity. NCBI's taxonomy places the organism in Eukaryota, Viridiplantae, Streptophyta, Magnoliopsida, Fagales, Juglandaceae. The record is from RefSeq and is a predicted model, not a curated record.
AACUUGUUUUAGGCAAAGUUCUGAUCCACUUGAGACAGCUGCCGAGGAUCGCAUAUAGAGCAGAAAACAACAAAUGCGAAGUUCACCCAAACAUGGCUCUCAAGAACAGCACCAUCACCACCGCCAUUUUUCUUCCAUGCUCAGUUCCCGUUCUAUUCCUCGCAUUGACCUCCCUCAUCUCGACUCUCUCCCUUACCUUUUUCUUCCUCUUCUCUCGCCCCGACACCCAAUUAAUUCCCAGAACAACCCAUCUACAAUCCCUCAAUUCCAUCAAAGUCUUGGUGGCCGACCUCCCCAGAUCCUUCAAUUAUGGCCUCCUUGAAAAGUACUGGUCCUCCUCCGUCCCCGACGCUCGCAUAUCCUUCGACUCCGACCGUCAGAUCACUUCUACCCACCUCCCCAAAAACCUCAAAUUCCCUCCCUAUCCGGAGAACCCAUUGAUCAAGCAGUACAGCGCCGAGUACUGGAUCUUGGGGGACCUCAUGACCCCGGAUUACUUGCGGACCGGGUCUUUUGCUCAGCGGGUCUACGACGUAGACGAAGCGGACGUCGUUUUCGUGCCCUUCUUCGCAACUUUGAGCGCGGAGUUGCAGCUGGGAACGGCGAAAGGAGAGUUUAAUAAGAAGGUGAGAAACGAGGACUAUGAGAGGCAGAGGGAGGUUGUGGAUUUGGUGAGGAAAACUCCGGCUUGGAAGCGCUCCGGAGGGCGGGACCACGUCUUUGUUUUGACUGACCCAGUUGCAAUGUGGCAUGUCAGAGCUGAGAUAGCCCCAGCUAUUCUCCUUGUGGUAGAUUUUGGUGGAUGGUACCGGCUUGACUCGAAAUCAUCCAAUGGUAGCUCACCAGAUAUGAUUCAACACACCCAAGUUUCGCUACUCAAAGAUGUAAUUGUGCCUUACACGCAUCUACUACCCAGAUUACACUUGUCAGAAGACCAGAGACGGCAAAUGCUUCUUUAUUUUAAAGGGGCUAAACAUAGGCACCGGGGCGGUGUAGUUCGAGAGAAAUUGUGGGACUUGUUGGUUAAUGAGCCUGGCGUUAUCAUGGAAGAAGGCUUCCCAAAUGCCACUGGGAGGGAGCAGUCAAUUAAAGGGAUGAGAACAUCAGAGUUCUGCUUGCACCCAGCUGGGGACACCCCCACUUCAUGCCGACUAUUUGAUGCCAUUCAAAGUCUCUGUAUUCCUGUUAUUGUCAGUGAUAACAUUGAGCUCCCAUUUGAAGGUAUGGUAGAUUAUUCAGAGUUUUCAGUUUUUGUGGCGGUAAAUGAUGCAUUAAGGCCGAAUUGGCUAGUGGGUUAUCUCCGAAGCCUUUCCAAAGAGCAGAAGGACAAAUAUCGACAAAAUAUGUCUCGCAUUCAGCCAAUUUUUAAGUAUGACAAUGGGUAUCCAGGUGGUAUUGGACCGAUUCCUGCGGAUGGUGCUGUGAAUCACAUAUGGCAGAAGGUUCACCAGAAAUUGCCCAUGAUUAAGGAAGCCAUUGUUAGAGAGAAUAGAAAACCACCAGGUGCAUCAAUACCACUUCGUUGCCAUUGUACUUGAAAUGACAGUUAUAAUUUUUUGUUUAUUCUGACUUAGCAAAAUAAUAAUAUUUUUUGCUUUA